UACAACUGCAAGAGAAUCCCUCGGUUUUCAGUGUUUUGGAAUUAAUGGAGGGAUUUUUGAAAGGACACCAAAAACAACAUUAGGUGGAAACAGGUGAAAGGGUGCGCGGUGGGAGUCUGAUGCAGCAGAGGAGCAGGGUGCUCAGCUGCUCCACCCCCAGACGGAGGAGCAUGCUGCUGGGCUGCUGCUGCCGGAACCAGGGGUCAUCUGGACCUCCACCCACAGCAGCAGCAUCAGCACCACCAGCAUCAGCACAACCAGCAGGCAGCGCCAUCAGCAGGCUGCAUUCGCCCUUAGACUGAGCUGGGCCUCAGCAGCCUGGGUCUGGGUUUGGUGUCGCAGCCCUGGGCCUGGAUCUCCCAGCCAGUGGUGUGUCGUUCAGGGGGUUAUAAAGUGCGAUUGAGUCACCAGGACCCCAUGUAUAUAGGGGGCCCACCAAACACAGUCCAAUUUAUGAAGAUAUGUGGCUGGCGGGGUCCAUUUGAGGUGAUAGUACUACAAAGGACCCAAAAUUUGCUGCUACGGCGACCCUGCAUCUCCCAGCGAUGCACCAGCUCUUCAGCCUGGUCCUGGGCCAGAGGGACCUGUCCCGCGCCGGAGACCUCUUCUCCCUGGAGGAUGCGGAGAUCGAGGAGUGCCUCUCGGAGGCUCUGGAACAGAUCAAGGCUAUCUCCUGCUCUCCGGACUACCUGACCAAUGACAAUGACCAGGCAGUGGUGGAGAUCUGCAUCACGCGCAUCACCACGGCGAUCCGCGAGACCCACUCCAUGGAGCGGCACGGGGCGGCCCUGGUGGCCCUCUGGGAGUCCUGUCUGGAGCAUAACCUGCAGCCGCAGGGCAAGGACGAGGACACGCCCCACGCCAAGAUCGCCUCCGACAUCACCAGCUGCAUCCUGCAGAACUACAACCGGCCCUUGGUGAUGGCCCUGGCGGUUCCGGUGGCGGUGCGCUUCCUGCAGCGAGGGAACCGGGAACUCUGCAGGAACAUGUCCAGCUACCUGUCUCUGGCAGCCAUCGCCAAAGCCGACCUCUUGGCAGAGCACACGGAAGCCAUCACCUGCAGCGUGCUGGAAGGCAACCACAUGCUGCUUCGCGUGCUGCCCUCGGUGUACCCGCUGCGGCCGCUGCCCAUCCAUCAGCACCUGGCCCUGCUGCUGGCCACCAGGGCACAGCUGGACCCGGCCGCACGCCAACACCUGCUGCGCCUCCUGCAGAUGGUGGCCCAGAAACACCCCCUGGUGCUGGCUCCCCAGGUGCCGUGCCUGAUGGGCUACCUGAGUGACCCGGUGCUGAGUGAGGCGGUGCUGGGCGUGCUGGUGGAGGUGUCCCAGGUCAGCCCGGCCUCGCUGGCCCCCUUCCUGCCCCGCCUCAGGGCCACAGGACAGCAGCACACCGCCCUCCUGGGACACGUGGCCAAGAUCCACGGAGCCGUGGGCAUGACCAGCGAGGAGGAUGGGCGUGUGUCCCUGCUGUACCUGGUGUCCUUGCUGUCCAGUAUGGAGCACAGUGUUCACCACACGCUGCUGCUGGAGAUCCGGCGGCUGACGGAGCGCUACAGCGGGCUCCUGGGGGGCGGGGCCAAGGACAUCUACCGCAUGAGCAACAGCUUCAGCGCCAUCGCACGCAUGCUGACGCGGCGCCUGGAGGCAGCCGGGGCGUGCAGUAGGGGUGAGGAGUCAGAGGACCCGUGUAAGACCGGCGAGGGGGACUCGGGUGGCGGGAGCGUGGGGGAGGAGGACCAGCGUCUGCAGGUGAAGAUCCAGGCCUUCGAGGAGAAGAUGGUGGAGGAGUGUGGAGCGGAGCCCCAGGAGGACGAGAGCUCUCCGCCCCCCCAGCGGCGCUACAGCCUGGGCCAGUCCGCCCGCGACGAACGCCGGGAGAUGAGGUUCAACAGGUCCAAGAGUUUGGCCCUGCACGCGGUGCGCUCUCGUUCCAUCAACUCCGAAAACGGCCAGGAGGACGGCGUGGAGCUGACCUCGGAGGCCCUGCUGUGCGAGAGCCCCCCGAGUCCUCCAGAGACGCCCCGCACCCCCAACAUGAACACCGCACCCCUGUCCUCCUCCACCACCACCACCACCACCACUACGCCCCCCCUCAUAGCUCCCACCUUCACCUCCACGGUGACCCUCAAGUCGAGUCCUCACGAGCAGGACGGGGAGCCAGGAGAACCAAAAGGGGAAGGAGAGAAGGACACGUCAAUGGACAAAGCCCCGGACUCAGACAGGCUGCUGACGCACAUGAGGGACCACCUAGAGACCAUCAAGGCCUUUUGCACGGAGAUGGUCAAGCAGAUUCCUGUACCGGACCACUGUGUGAUCGAAGACACCAGCCGGGGCUGCAUGGCCAAGCUGUCCUUCUCGUGCCCGUUGAAGGGCCACUACUGCCUGUACAGCAAGUCCUGCUUCUCCCUCAGCAGCUGCCAGCCACACCUCUGGAUACACAUCAUGCUGCUGGCUCUGCAGGGUAAGUCCAGUGAGCCCCUGUGUAGCCAGGAUGAGUGUGUGCUGCGUCUGCAGGCCCUGUGGGAGAGGACCCAGCUCAAGGGCUCGCACAGCUUCACCAUGGCCAUGAGCCAGACCAUCACCCCACACAAGAAGGACCUGGACAGUCUGCAGGUGCAUCUAGAGGAGGUUCGCUUCUUCGACCUGUUUGGGUACAGUGAAGAGGAGGGAGGCUGGCUCUGCUUUAUGUGCAACAACCCAGAGAAGGCCACAGUUGUGAACCAAGAUGGCCAACCGCUGAUUGAAGGCAAGCUGAAAGAGAAGCAGGUGCGCUGGAAGUUUAUCAAACGCUGGAAAACACGUUACUUUACCCUGGCUGGCAACCAGCUCCUCUUCCGCAAGGGAAAAUCGAAGGACGAGCUGGACGACAGCCCCAUCGAGCUGAGCAAGGUGCAGAGCGUGAAGGUGGUGGCCAAGAAGCGUCGCGACCGCGGGCUGCCUCGCGCCUUCGAGAUCUUCACGGACAGCAAGAGCUACGUGCUGAAGGCCCAGGACGAGAAGCACGCCGAGGAGUGGCUACAGUGCAUCAACGUGGCGGUGGCCCAGGCCAAAGAACGGGAGAACCGAGAGGCCACCACCUACCUAUGAGGCCGCCAUGAGUCAGGUCACUGUGUCCAUUCCGGGUUCAGAACGUGCCACAAAAUUGGAUACAGCUCUGAAUCAGCUGAUUGUAAUAAGCACAAGAUGGAGUAGACCAAUUACUCAGUCACCUGUGUUGAAAGGAUAUUGUGGCUAGGGAAUCUUCUUCUGAAUCUGGAGGCCAAAUGUGACCCAGUACAAGAUGGGUAGGCUU
This is a messenger RNA of Engraulis encrasicolus (European anchovy), 3294 nucleotides long. RefSeq names its product ventricular zone expressed PH domain-containing 1 (gene veph1). The record is from RefSeq and is a predicted model, not a curated record. Gene Ontology annotation, molecular function: phosphatidylinositol-5-phosphate binding. Lineage: Eukaryota; Metazoa; Chordata; Actinopteri; Clupeiformes; Engraulidae. The transcript is spliced from 15 exons. Gene Ontology annotation, biological process: regulation of signal transduction. The coding region runs from base 546 to 3089 and encodes 847 amino acids. Gene Ontology annotation, cellular component: plasma membrane.